This is a messenger RNA of Symbiodinium sp. CCMP2456, 984 nucleotides long. Lineage: Eukaryota; Dinophyceae; Suessiales; Symbiodiniaceae. The record is from the annotation of a GenBank genome assembly.
AUGGGGGAUAUCGCUGGUAUGACGACAGUGCGAAGUUUGAAGACCCACUUGCGGACUCGUCACGACGUCCCAUUAUGCAUACAGCAGCUUGUGGACAAAGAGACCGGCUGUAUCUUGGAUGAUGCGAUGACGUUGAAGCCCCCCUGUGACCUGCAGCUGGUUAUGCUGAAAGCCGAGGGUGUAGCGCAGCAGAGGCUUGCAGACGAACUCAUGGGUGCAUCUUCCGGCGGCAAGGUCGAGGCUGUGCGGUUUCUAUAUCGAGCCGGAGCUCAUAUGGACUUGAGAAGCAGGUUCGGAGACACUGCUCUCACCUGUGCAUCUUUGUACGGCCACAUCGAGGUUGUGCGGUUGCUGAUAGGGUUUGGUGCCAUGGUGGAUCUGCCACACAGCUACAGAAACAGCAACCGCUCCGGAAAGACACCUCUGAUGUUUGCAUCUGAGAAUGGUCGUGCCGAGAUUGUGCGGUGCUUGGUGGAAGCAAGGGCGUCCCUGAACACAUCCCACGGCAAAACAGCUCUCGUAGAUGCAUGCAAAUUGGGCCACGUUGGGGUCGUGCGAGUUCUGGUUGAAGCAGAAGCUGACACUAACAUAGUCGUUCUUGACACAACACCGUUGAUGUGUGCAUCUAUUCGCGGUCACACCGAGGUGGUGCAGUGCCUCGUGGAUGCCAGGGCUCAAUUGGACUGGGUCAAUGGGAAGGGCAGCACAGCUCUCACGCGUGCAUCCGCUUUGGGCCGCAUUGAGGUUGCGCACUUGCUAAUGGAAGCCAGUGCCAAGUCUUGGGUCGGGGUUCUCGGAAACUUUGGCUGGUUUAGGUGCAUUCUUUGGCCCAUGUUCCUGCCGAAGAUCUCACCGAUCUUAUUGCCGAUUGUUCUCUCGGUGACUUCUCCUCUCGCGAGAGUCUGCGCAAGCAGCCCGCACAGAGCUUGCACAGAACGUGAGCAGCAUCUCUGCCAGCAGCGGGCCAAUGUGAGGCCAAUAUAG